AUGGCAUUCACAGAGAAGCAUGUUCUCGGCGAGGAGCUUGGUCAAACCCAGUCGAUCUUCCGCCAGGGUUUCUCACCGUCUCGAUGUCUGAAAAUCCAGGGGAGGGCGAUGACCUAUCCGAUUUUCGGAUUUGCAGGAUGUGCUAUUACUUUCUUCGGUUAUGAUACUGCGGUAAUGAGCCAAGUUAACGAGGAUUAUAUGCUACGGAUGGGUGUGACCAGUGGUUGCGGUCGCAAUGCAGCAGCAAUUGGAGGCCUGGUCAGUCUGUGGUUUGGUGGUUUUGCCAUCGAUGGUCUUGUAGGUGCAUUGCUCGUGGGAUAUAUUGCCGACCCCAUCGGGCGCCUGAAAACCAUCCAACUGGGAUGCCUCUGGGGGGUCGUGGGAGCCGCUCUCCUGGCCUCUGCGCAAAACAUGACUUGGCUCGCUUUUGCACGCGUCAUCAGUGCAAUGGGAUGUGGCCAUCUUAACACGACGGUGCCGGUCUGGACGUCGGAGUUAGCAGACCCUCAUCUGAGAGGCGCAUUUGUGGCUGUCCAAUUUACACUGGCAAUGGUCGGCUCAGCAACGACAUAUUGGAUGGAGUUUGGGUGUCUCAAAACACAGUCCGUGGCUUUUGCAUGGCGCUUCCCUCUGGGAUUUCAAAUCAUUUUUCCUCUCUUCAUUCUUGCUGCGGCUCCAUUUUACCCGGAGUCGCCUCGGCACCUAGCCAAAACUGGAGAUCUGGAGGGGGCGAGGUCAGUACUGGAGAGAUGUCGCCUGGAGACCAAUGAGCAGGCAAUCGAGACUGAGAUGGAGGAGAUUGUCUCUGCAAUCCGCGCCGAACCAACCUCCACCUCCCACAGCUUCUAUAGCAUGCUUUUCACCAAGGACAAGCUUCACACGCGCCGGCGAGUCAUCCUCGGACCCGGUGUGCAAGUGAUGCAAAAGCUCACUGGCAUCGACUUUAUUGCUGUGUCUGCCCCGAACAUGUUUGCGCUGUCAGGGUUCAAGGGCGACAAUCCUGCCCUUCUGGCAGGAGGUAAUUGGUUCGGGUAUAUUGCGAGCUUGGCUCUCUCGAUCUACCUUUGUGAUCGAGUAGGCCGACGCAAGUUGAUGCUUACAGGGGGUCUGCUUAUGUGCAUAGUGCUGAUUGUCGGUGGUGUCCUUUCCCAGGAAACGAUAAUGCACUCCAACAAUGACCCGGCCCUGGCGACCGAGUUUGGAUCCGGCGUCGCGACCAUUCUCUACAUCUACUCCUUCAUAUACGGCAGCACCCCGAGAAGAGCAAUAUUGCUGACUUUCUUUUCUAUUCUAGUUGGGUCUAUCCAACCGAGGUCUUCCCUCUGGGCAAGCCGAAGCAAAGGCGCCGCUCUGGCAACUUUCGCGUUCUCAAUUGCUGGAGGCACAAUCAUCAUGAUCAUCCCGUAUCUUAUCGACGCGAUUGGAUUCUGGGUUUUCAUUCUUUACAUUCUCUUUGCCCUCAUUAAUCUGGCACUGGUGGCCCCUAUCUAUCUAUUCUAUGUCGGUCAGUAUUGCCUAUAUCUACAGAUUGCGUAUUGCGUUUACUCACAACACACACAAACCGCAAAUCGGCCCCUUGCACAGCUAGAUAUCCUCUUCUCUAGCGAUAGCUAUCUCUCUUGGAGAGUUGAGAGAAAUUUCAUACAGAUGAAUAUCACAUCAGUCUUCACAGUGAGCUAUUCAUCCAGGACUUAG
This is a messenger RNA of Penicillium alfredii, 1695 nucleotides long. RefSeq names its product low-affinity glucose transporter HXT3. Gene Ontology annotation, cellular component: membrane. Gene Ontology annotation, biological process: transmembrane transport; carbohydrate transport. Bases 1 to 1695 code for a protein of 564 amino acids. Lineage: Eukaryota; Fungi; Ascomycota; Eurotiomycetes; Eurotiales; Aspergillaceae. Gene Ontology annotation, molecular function: carbohydrate:proton symporter activity. The record is from RefSeq and is a predicted model, not a curated record. The transcript has 4 exons.